This is a messenger RNA of Gloeophyllum trabeum ATCC 11539, 894 nucleotides long. RefSeq lists its product as uncharacterized. The record is from RefSeq and is a predicted model, not a curated record. The coding region runs from base 1 to 894 and encodes 297 amino acids. The transcript has 3 exons. Lineage: Eukaryota; Fungi; Basidiomycota; Agaricomycetes; Gloeophyllales; Gloeophyllaceae.
AUGUCCGGCCCUCAAACUGCAAGACACGCCGAUACCAAAGCGAAGUAUACGCCUGAAAGGACAGCGCCUAGUACCCGUGCGAUCGUUGUAGCCUGCCCGAGCGUGGUGGUAUUCGCGCUUGAUAGGGACGGCUAUUCGCGGGACGUGUCUGAAUUUGAGGUGCCAUACCGCGAAAAUUCGGACCCCGGAGUAACACUCCUCACUGAGGCUCACCUUGCGUCAGUCAAUACAGCCGGUGUCUUUGCACCCCAGGUGCGUGACGCCUCCGUGAGCGCGACGUGUGAUGAUGGCGAAAGCGAGGUGGACGUUCCUGCGAGUGAGAUGGACGUUGGAGAUACAGAGAUGGACGUCUGGUCGAGUGAGGUUGACGACGUUGGAGAAAGCGAGAUAGACCCAGCAGACGCCGAGAGAAGAUAUCAAGCCACCGUCGAGGAAAGCCAACCCAUGCAACCGAUUACUAGCGAGGGGAACAUACACCACUACUGCACAGACGUCGCCGUAUCCGGUGUGGCCGCCUCCUCAUUCCCUGGAGAAGCCACAUUUCCGUACGCGCGCUGCGAUUGGUCCGGCUGCGGAAGAAUCAUCUACGCCGCGCACGCCGCCAACCUUGCCGCCCACCUCAGAGGAGCACACGGCAUAAGCUUUACAGGCUCUGCGGACUCGGACGCCCCGCUUCCGUGCAAGUGGACCAACUGCACCUCGCAUGCAAAGGUAACAGGUCUGCUCUGGCACGUAUGGGUUCACGUGCAGGGGCCUCUUCCUUGCCCUGCGCCGGGGUGCGGGAAGAAGCUGAGUCGGGAGGACGCACUGAACCGGCAUAUCAAGUCGCAGCAUCCGAUGGAGUAUCCUGAGAUAAAGCGUGCCAAGAUGCGUGCUGCAAGGAAGCAGUCUUAG